Molecule: messenger RNA, 1467 nt
Organism: Rattus norvegicus (Norway rat)
Lineage: Eukaryota; Metazoa; Chordata; Mammalia; Rodentia; Muridae
Gene: Cd209a
Product: CD209a molecule
Exons: 7
Coding region: 79-801 (240 amino acids)
Cellular component (GO): cell surface
Molecular function (GO): D-mannose binding; carbohydrate binding; carbohydrate derivative binding
Source: RefSeq, marked provisional
CUAAGUAAGAUUCAAGGAGGAGGCAAAUAAAAGCUGUUGUCUCCAUCAGGUUCUGGCACUGAGAAGUGGCUGUGAAGCAUGAGUGAAUCUAAGGAAACAGGGAAGCAGCAGCUUGGCCCUCUGGAUGAGGAACUGCUGACAUCCAGCCACACCAGGUACUCUAUGAAAGGUUUUGGCUUCCAACCAAAUUCUGGAUUCAGUAGCUUCACAGGAUACCUGGUCCACAGCCAUGUUCCCUUGGCACUGAAGGCGCUCUUCCUCACUGUGUUCUCUGUGCUGCUGGUUGUCAUCCUUGUUAAAGUCUAUAAGAUCCCCAGUUCUCAUGAACAGGAGGAGUCCAAUCAGAAGAAUUUCUACCAGGAACUGAUCCAGUUGAAGGCUGGGGUAGAUCGCCUGUGCCGCUCCUGCCCCUGGGACUGGACAGCCUUCCAAGGAAACUGCUACUUUUUCUCUGUUGCCCAGAAGUCCUGGAAUGAUUCUGCCACUGCCUGCCACAAUGUGGGGGCUCAACUUGUAGUCAUCAAGAGUGAAGAAGAACAGAACUUUCUACAAAAAACUUCUAAGAAGAGAGGCUACACUUGGAUGGGGCUCAUAGACAUCAACAAGGAAUCUACAUGGCACUGGGUAGAUGGUUCACCUCUGACCCUCACUUUUAUGAAGUAUUGGAAUAAAGGGGAACCUAACAACGUCGGAGACAAAGACUGUGCAGAGUUCAGAGAAGACGGCUGGAAUGACACCAAAUGUGACAACAAGAAAUUCUGGAUCUGCAAAAAACCUGAAACGUCCUGCUCUAGCAAGUGAUGACCAACUCCCUCCACUGCCUCCACAGUUCCCAAACCGUGCCACAUGGCAGAACUUUACCCAUAGCCAUGCCAGUUUAUUCUCCUUGUCUGUGGCCACUGAUACCUUGACAAGGUCUGUGAGACAUUUCUCUGGCAGGUACCUUGCCCCCUGCCUUGCUCCUGGACCAGCAUGUCUCCUUGACCUCUGCUGAGGUCUUCUGAGGUCUGCAGGUUCUCUUUGGGUUAGUGGUUGUGGCUCUGAUUUACCUUUGCCAUUUAAUGAAGUGAACAGACAUGAGGUGUGUACAGGCCCUUAAGUGGGUCCCUUUCAUCUCCUCUGUCUUCCUUUCUGAGGUCAAACCAUGUACAGCCAUGUGCAAUCGAUGAUACAUCCUAUGUGGCUUCAUAACAUUUCUAAGUAUUUUACUCCCACCUACUAAAUUUUCAUCCAUCCACCCUGCACCCCUUUCUAUGGGACCCUUCUCUGAUUCAGGAGCUCAACCUGUAGGCUAUAAGCAAACCAAUUCCUCACCUAUUAGUCAUAAUCUAAAAUUAUUUUGUUAAUAUGUGGAUAUGGAGCCAGGGUAUUAACACAAUAAUUUUUAUUGAAUCUGCUCAUUGACAAUUUUAUACAUAUUUACAUAUAAAUAUGUCUAAAUAAACAUUUUUAUUAUUGCCAUCCUUU